AUUUCUUACGUACAAAUCAAACUUGAUGAGGAGGUCUGACCUUGGGAUUUCUGAAACCCAACGCCACAAAAACCCCUCAAAAACAACACUUCAAGUCUUCAAACACAAACAAGAACCCUCCCAAUACCAAUUCCCAACCGGCUAACACCUAGAUUUAAGGCCACAUUACACCUUUACAACCUCUAUAAAUGGAGACACCAUGCAUGCACUUCCACAACACCAUCCACAAAACUAAUUCAUACACAUCUGCUACCAUCAACAUCCCAAUCACAACCCAUGGCUCGCCUGCUUUUGUCAGCCCUCGUCCUUCUUACGGUGGCCUUGUCUGAGGGGGCACCCAAUAAACCUAAGAAGGUCAAGUGCAACGACAAGAAUUUCCCUGCCUGUUUCCAUAAGGAUCUUUAUUGCCCCGAUGCUUGCCCGCAGCACUGUACAGCCAACUGCACGACGUGCCAGCCAGUCUGCGUCCCACCACCACAUCCUCCUAAACCGCGUAAGGUCAAGUGUAAAGAUAAGAACUACAAGAAAACAUGCAAUAAGCAACUCUAUUGCCCUGCUGCCUGCCCACAAACAUGUAUAGCCGAUUGUCCUACGUGCCAGGCGGUUUGUCCAUCACCGAGUUACAGCCCUCCUCCCCCAGUAGUUACUCCUAGCCCACCAGCCACUGCUCCUACCCCACCUCCACCAACAAAUUCCACCCCAUCAUGGCCUCCUAGCCCGAGUUACACCCCGCCACCAGCUACUCCUAGCCCUCCUCCUGAUAGUUCUGAGGCUGCUGGAGGGAAAAGAGUCCGUUGCAAAAACAGGUCAUACCCCAGCUGCUACUACAGGGAGCAUCGUUGUCCAGCUGCUUGUCCUAAUCGUUGUGAGGUUGAUUGUGUCACCUGCAGUCCUGUGUGCGACUGCAAUAAGCCUGGAGCAGUAUGUCAAGACCCCAGAUUCAUUGGCGCUGAUGGGAUCACUUUCUACUUCCACGGCAAAAAGGACAGAGACUUCUGCAUAGUUUCUGACACCAACCUGCAUAUCAAUGCUCACUUCAUUGGGAGGAGAAAUGAAAACAUGGGAAGGGACUUUACUUGGGUUCAAUCUCUUGGAAUCCUGUUCGGCAACCAUCAAAUCUUUGUUGGUGCCAAGAAGACAGCUACCUGGGACAAUGCUGUCGAUCGGCUAGAGCUCUCGUUUGAUGGACUUCCCAUCUACCUUGUUGAGGGAGAAGGAAGAAAGUGGCAACCGACCUCAGAGCCUGGCAUAACCAUCACAAGGUCCCGUGACACUAAUGCAGUGGUGAUUGAAGUGGAAGGCAACUUCCAGAUCAAAGCAGCAAUUGUGCCCAUCACAGCAGAAGACUCAAGAAUUCACAAGUAUGGCAUCACAGACGAAGAUUGCUUUGCUCACCUUGAUUUGGGGUUCAAGUUUUAUUCAUUGAGUGGUGAAGUGAAUGGAGUUUUGGGUCAAACAUAUGCAAGCAACUACGUCAGUAGGGUGAAGAUGGGAGUGGACAUGCCGGUUUUGGGCGGACGGAGAGAAUUUGCUUCUUCAGGUCUCUUCUCCACAGACUGUGCCGUUGCCAGGUUCAAGGGAACACAAUUGAGUUCUGCAAACAAUUUCCAGUAUUCAAACUUGCACUGUGCAAGUGGUCUUGAUGGCCGUGGAGUGGUGUGCAAGAGAUAAAUCUGUUUUCGCUCAAAUGUCUGCAGCAUUUGUGCGAGAUUAUUGCAUUGUUCUUGUUUCAUAAACAUUAAUGUAAUAAGGGUAAGGUGUUCUAAAGUUGAAACUUCUGCCCAGAUAAAGUAUUUAUUUUAUUAAUUCUAUCACAAAAUAAGCUUCU
Sesamum indicum (sesame) is the source of this 1828-nucleotide messenger RNA. RefSeq lists its product as uncharacterized. Lineage: Eukaryota; Viridiplantae; Streptophyta; Magnoliopsida; Lamiales; Pedaliaceae. The record is from RefSeq and is a predicted model, not a curated record.